Messenger RNA from Emys orbicularis (European pond turtle), 771 nucleotides. It is a transcript of the gene ADTRP, whose product is annotated as androgen dependent TFPI regulating protein. NCBI's taxonomy places the organism in Eukaryota, Metazoa, Chordata, Testudines, Emydidae. Gene Ontology annotation, cellular component: membrane; endomembrane system. Bases 1 to 771 code for a protein of 256 amino acids. The record is from RefSeq and is a predicted model, not a curated record. The transcript has 6 exons.
AUGGCAAUCGCUACACUGGCUCUGUACCAUUCCCUUGUUUUUGUCUGGUAUAUUUUUGUAACCUAUUCAAUCUCACUGGUAAGAGCAGAAGACCGGCCGUCUGAAGUGUUCCUUUAUGGUAGGCAGUGGAAAUAUUUGACAGUUCUCAAUCUGGUUUUGCAGGCUGUUUUCUAUGGGAUCUCCUUCCUGGCUGAUGUGUUGAGACUAAUUAAGAAACUGCCAAGUGUUAAGUACAUAAUUUCCUGCAGAGACCUUCUCUUCAGUGUCCUGGCUUUCCCUCUGUCCACGUUUGUGUUUAUGUCCUUUUGGGUAUUGUAUACGUACAACCGAGAACUGGUUUACCCCAAGAGCCUGGAUGGGAUCAUUCCAAUGUGGUUAAAUCAUGCUAUGCACACUAUUGUAUUGCCACUUGCUCUGCUGGAGAUCUUCGCUACCCCUCACCGUUAUCCACCAAAGAAGAAAGGACUGAUCCUAUUAGGAUUUGUUUCUGUUGCCUAUCUCAGCUGGGUCCUGUGGAUUUACUCUGUAACCGGAGAGUGGGUAUAUCCUCUCUUCACCUUUUUCAGCCCAGUGGGUCUAGCGGCCUUUUUCUGCAGUAGCAUUGUCCUCAUUGUCUGGAUCUACAACAUUGGAGAGUUUCUCAACCGUAUGAUUUGGGGUGGCUACAUGAUAGUGGCUGAGGGAAGCUAUUCCUGUAGUAGAAUAGAAUAUGCAAGAGCAAAUUCUUCCUCCAUCCUUGCUCAUUUUGUUCUGGGACAAAAAUCCCACUGA